AUGGUUCAAUUCAAUUUUCAAGCGCCAUGGGUGCCAAUACUCAACAACUGUGUUAGUAACGAACUAGCAGCAACUGACAAUAACCCACCAUUCACUACUUUCCAAUUGGCAACUAUAGACUCCAAGACAGGAUAUCCACAAAAUAGGACAUUAAUAUACCGAGGUUGGCUAUUUAAUAAUAAAUCAUCCAAUGUAAUUACAUUCACCACCGACAAGAGAAUGGAAAAGUAUCAAGAGUUGUUGGACAACGAUAAAGUAGAGGCAGUGUUCUGGUUUAGUCAUAUUCGAAAACAAAUUAGAUUCAGGGGGAAUGUACGGUUGCUUGACUCUGAGCAUCAACCUAGUAUCGAUUUGAAUCAUAUAAAUAGCGGUGAAGUGGUUCCUAUUGAGCCCAAUUCUAACGGUGAUGGUCCUGCUGCUGCUGCUGCUGCUGCUGCUUCCACCCUAUCUCGUGUUCAAAAGCAACCACUUCAAACGUCAUUGUUAUCUCCAUCAUUUGUUGAAAAAGAUAGUACACAGGAUGACCUAACGGCGGGUCAGUAUACGCCGCCAACAGCAGAAGAGUGGCAACAAGAGUUAGAUAGACAGUGGAAUGGGUUAUCUAAAGGAUUAAAGACAACAUUCAGGAAACCCGAGCCAAAGUCAUUGUUGACUGAAGAAAAGGCCAAGUUGAUUAGUAAGAUACAACGAGGUGUUGAUGGGAAAAAGGAAGAAGAUGGAUACAAGAAUUUUGCAAUAGGGACCUUAUUUGUAAACUAUGUUGAUUAUUAUGAGCAGGAUAAAGACAAGAGAUUUGUUUAUGAGUUGGACAAUGAAAGUCAUACUUGGACCGAGGAAGAAGUCUGUCCCUGA
Molecule: messenger RNA, 852 nt
Organism: Lodderomyces margitis
Lineage: Eukaryota; Fungi; Ascomycota; Pichiomycetes; Serinales; Debaryomycetaceae
Exons: 1
Coding region: 1-852 (283 amino acids)
Molecular function (GO): FMN binding
Source: RefSeq, a predicted model, not a curated record